AUGGUGCGGAAACCGGGUCUUUUCCUGCCGUUGCUGCUGCUGCUGCUCGGCCCAGCCCCGGCGCGCAGCAUCGGCCAGCUGCCCUUGAUCCUCAACACUUGGCCUUUCAGGAAUGCAACCGUGGCAGCGUGGAAGACAUUGGCGGCCGGAGGGUCGGCCCUGGACGCGGUUGAGAGCGGCUGCGCGACCUGCGAGCAGCAGCAGUGCGACGGCAGCGUGGGCUUCGGGGGCAGCCCGGACGAGUCGGCGGAGACCACGCUGGACGCCAUGAUCAUGGACGGCACUACCAUGAAUGUGGGAGCAGUGGGAGAUCUCAGACGAAUUAAAAACGCCAUUGGCGUGGCCCGCAAAGUUCUGGAACACACGACACACACGCUGUUAGCAGGAGAGGCGGCCACCAAGUUUGCCGAAAGCAUGGGCUUUAUCAAUGAGGAUUUAUCCACCAACGUUUCUCAGGCUCUUCAUUCAGACUGGCUUGCUCGGAAUUGCCAACCAAAUUACUGGAAGAAUGUUAUACCAGAUUCUUCAAAAUACUGUGGACCCUACAAACCACCUGCUAUCUUAAAACGAGAUGGUAUCACCUACGAAGAUACAGCACACAGUUACAGUCAUGAUACUAUUGGCAUGAUCGUCAUCCAUAAGAUGGGAAAUAUUGCUGCUGGUACAUCUACAAAUGGUAUAAAAUUCAAAAUACCUGGCCGAAUAGGAGACUCACCGAUACCUGGGUCUGGGGCCUACGCCGACGACAUGGUGGGGGCCGCAGCAGCCACGGGCGACGGAGACAUCCUGAUGCGCUUCGUCCCAAGCUAUCAAGCUGUAGAAUAUAUGAGAAGAGGAGAAAAUCCAACCACAGCAUGUGAAAAAGUGAUCUCAAGAAUCCAGAAGUAUUUUCCCAACUUCUUUGGGGCUGUGAUAUGUGCCAACGUGACCGGAAGUUAUGGUGCUGCUUGCAAUAAACUUUCAACAUUUACUCAGUUUCAUUUCAUGGUUUAUAAUCCUCUGAAAAGUGAGCCAACUGAGGAAAAAGUAGACUGCAUCUAA
Rangifer tarandus platyrhynchus (Svalbard reindeer) is the source of this 1041-nucleotide messenger RNA. The record is from the annotation of a GenBank genome assembly. NCBI's taxonomy places the organism in Eukaryota, Metazoa, Chordata, Mammalia, Artiodactyla, Cervidae.